CUGCUGUAUGGAUAGCUAUUUCUGGCAACAUCCGGCUCACGAAGCAUUUCCUCAGGGCUCAGCCCUGGGGCCCUUGCUCUUUGUUCCCCACACUUCCCCUUCCCAAGUGCAUGGCCUCCCGCCCUUCCGGAGUGCCUCCCGAAGCUACAUUUCCAGUUUUCCAUCCUCCACGGCUGCGGACACCCCACCGGCACUUCAGUCAACACAUCCAAAGUGCCCCUCAUCCCCUGAAUCUGCGCACUGCUGCUGAGCGCUGUGGCAGAGGCCGUGGGUGAGCCCGCAGCACCCACUGCUGUUUCUUCACAGCAGGCUUCUCAUCCAUGCAGAGGCUGGAAAGCUGAAAGCGACAUUCCCCAAGCCCCCUUGCAGCUGGGGGUCAGAAUGGAUGGCCUGUGCCAAGCACCUGCCUGAGAUCGUCUUCUCCCUCCCUUUCCAUGUGCUCACCUGAAAGCUCAAGGUUCCAGAUGGAAGAACUAUUUCUCUCGAAGAAAUCUGAGAUGAUUCUGGCCCCCUCCAAACCAAGGUGAAUGAAGUUGGGUGUUGGAAGCAACGUUAGCAACAGACUUGAAGUGGACAAGAAGCCAGAAAAAGAGCAACAAGCUGCCUGGGGGACAGUGGGGAGGAGGUCUGCGUGGAAGGGUGAAGAUGUAUGUUGACCAUGGUGGAGAGGAUUAUAAACUGACUUGAUGCAGAUGAACUUCACAGUUUAAUUUGACAGAACUGGCCUUCCUCCAUCUCUGCUGCCUGUGAAUCACUGCCCAGCAGCCAGCUGCAAGGCCACAGGAGAGGAAGGGUGACUGGACUAGCCUUGGCCUGGGAAGUUUGAGGCUGGCCCUGUCAGAUGGAACCAGUGUCAUUCUCCCCUUGCUUCACAAGUGUUCUCUUUUGAUGCUUCCCUUCUUGGGGAAACUGGGAGGAGAGAGGGUGGAGGUGUUGUUUGCAUUAACAGAGUCUUUGUUUCAGCUCAGCCGGUCCCCAUACCCAGGCAUGCUUAGAUUUAUCAAGAAAAGUAGGGGAAACCAGAGCUCUAAGGUCGUCCGCAGGGCAGACUCUGGAGUGAGAUGACAGCUCCUGGAAACCAGAUUUCUCCAGCUUCUGAGGAGAAGCUGCCCUGACCGCCCCCAAAUGCCCAUGCUCACCUUCAAUCUCCAGUUUGUUGCAGCCAAAGCAUUGUUAAAUCCAAACUACGGGGCUGCCUACCUUGAGACUGUUCAACCAGCAUUCCCACACUCGGCCAUUCUCACGUGUGUUGGAGUUGAAGUCCAGUUGCAGUUUGGUGUCAGGAGAAUCUGGAGGCGCAUUUGUUCUUUCUUGAUAAGUUUUCAGGACAUCAACGGUCAGCCUUUCAGUGUUAUGAUGUACCCAGCUGGUCCAGGAUCUGGUGACUCCCCAGAAGGCUUCCCUGAACAACCAAGUCUCCAGCCACAAAUUGGAAAUCGCACAACUCAGACACUGGAUGCUUUCUUUACAUGUCGAAAAAAUGUCCUUCUGGCGAAGAGCUCAUCCUCCCAGGUAGAAGGCAACUUUGCCAUGGCCCCUCGGGGCCCUGAGCAGGAGGAAUGUGAGGGCCUGCUGCAGCAGUGGCGAGAAGAAGGGUCGAGCCAGGUACUCUCAACUGCAAGUGAGGGGCCCCUUGUAGAUAAAGGACUAGCCCAGAGCAGCCUGGCACUUCUGAUGGAUAAUCCUGGAGAAGAGAAUGCUGCUUCAGAGGACAAGUGGUCCAGCAGGCAGCUGAGUGACCUUCGGGCAGCAGAGAACCUGGACGAGCCUUUCCCUGAGAUGCUAGGAGAGGAACCACUGCCGGAGGUGGAGGGCCCUAUGUGGGCAGCUAUCCCCAUGCAGACGGACCCCCAGUAUGCAGACUGUGCUGUCCUCCCAGUGGGUGCCCUGGCCACAGAGCAGUGGGAAGAGGACCCGGCGGUGUUGGCCUGGAGCAUAGCACCUGAGCCUGUGCCCCAGGAAGAGGCUCCCAUCUGGCCCUUUGAGGGCAUGGGGCAGUUGCAGCCUCCCCCAAUGGAAAUACCAUAUCAUGAAAUUUUGUGGCGAGAAUGGGAGGAUUUCUCCACCCAGCCAGAUGCUCAGGGCCUGAAGCCAGGAGAUGGCCCUCAGUUCCAGUUCACUCUGAUGUCUUAUAACAUCCUGGCUCAGGACCUGAUGCAGCAGAGCUCAGAGCUCUAUCUACAUUGCCAUCCGGACAUCCUCAAUUGGAACUAUCGCUUCAUGAACCUCAUGCAGGAAUUCCAGCACUGGGACCCCGAUAUCCUGUGUCUCCAGGAAGUCCAGGAAGAUCAUUACUGGGAGCAGCUGGAACCCUCUCUGCGAAUGAUGGGCUUUACCUGUUUCUACAAGAGGAGGACCGGGUGUAAAACCGAUGGCUGUGCUGUUUGCUACAAGCCCACCAGAUUCCGCCUGCUUUGUGCCAGCCCUGUGGAGUACUUCCGGCCUGGCUUGGAGCUACUUAAUCGGGAUAAUGUGGGCUUAGUGUUGCUACUGCAACCACUCGUCCCAGAAGGCCUGGGGCAAGUGUCGGUGGCCCCGCUGUGUGUGGCAAAUACCCAUAUCCUUUACAACCCACGCCGGGGUGAUGUCAAGCUGGCCCAGAUGGCCAUUCUCCUGGCAGAAGUGGACAAGGUGGCCAGAUUGUCAGAUGGCAGCCACUGCCCCAUCAUCUUGUGCGGGGACCUAAAUUCUGUCCCUGAUUCACCUCUCUACAACUUCAUCAGGGAUGGAGAGCUCCAGUACCAUGGGAUGCCAGCCUGGAAGGUAUCUGGACAGGAAGACUUCUCUCAUCAGCUUUACCAGAGGAAGCUGCAGGCCCCCCUGUGGCCCAGCUCCCUGGGCAUCACUGAUUGCUGUCAGUAUGUCUCCUCCUGUCACCCCAAGAGAUCAGAGAGACGCAAGUAUGGUCGAGACUUCCUGCUACGUUUCCGCUUCUGCGGCAUCGCUUGUCAGCGACCAGUAGGAUUGGUCCUCAUGGAAGGGGUGACAGAUACUAAGCCAGAGCGACCUGCAGGUUGGGCUGAGUCUGUCUUUGAGGAAGACACAUCGGAGCUUGAGCCUGCCUCCUCCAGGACUGUAGGUACCAUCCAGCACUGCCUCCACCUGACCUCAGUAUAUACCCACUUCCUGCCCCAGCGUGGCCGCCCAGAGGUCACUACAAUGCCAUUGGGUCUUGGAAUGACAGUAGAUUACAUCUUCUUCUCAGCUGAGUCCUGCGAAAAUGGGAACAGAACUGAUCACAGGCUGUAUCGAGAUGGAACUCUCAAGCUCCUGGGUCGUCUCUCCCUUCUCUCUGAAGAGAUUCUCUGGGCUGCCAAUGGCUUACCCAACCCCUUCUGCUCUUCAGACCACCUCUGCCUGCUAGCCAGUUUCGGGAUGGAAGUCACCGCUCCAUGACGGGGCUCCCAGGGGAAGAGAGCUUCUCUUUCAGAAGAGCUCACUGGAUCAGAGACUGUGGAAAAAUCCCAUGCUUCUGGAAACUUAGAUCCAAGAAACUUACAUCCCCUCCCUUCCCCCUCCUUGUUCCCUUUUUCCCAUGGUUAGAUUUUCUCCAGGCCUGGCCGCGUUCUCUGCCUGUGGUCCUUGCCUCACCCCAACCUCUUCCUAAUCCUGUGCCACACACUCAGUGGCCUUGGGAGAGGCAGAAGGGGGGCUCCCCCUUCCUUCCAUGUAUCCAGAGCUCCCCCUUGAUUUUUAAUUACCAGGGUUGUGGGAGUUAUUGAUUUCAUUGGUUAUUUGCUUUCAGGCUGUUUCUUGGUGUACCUUCUGACCUGACCUUUUCCCUGCCUUCAGGACCUCUGGGCCCAGCCCUCUUGCCAGGCAUGCACAUGUGAGAUAUGCAUAUCAUGUAUGUGUCCUCUUGAGGUGAGACUGUUCUGCACAGCCAUGCCUGCCUCUGACCAGUCCACUUUUCACAUUGGGGUUGUAGGCCUAGGAGCAGGUUCAGAGUCUUCCCAAGUACCUGUGUAUGACUAGGCAGCAGCAGGGCAUGGCCCCAUCUCUCCUUUUAACCUCUGUGUUUCAUUAGGCAUUCAUCCUGCCAACCAGGGCAGGCCUGGCAUCUGGGCUCUGGGAACAAAUGGGGCCCACAUCCUGGAGUGGCAAAUUUUGGGGGAUGCGCUACUUGUCCCAGCGGGCCCUGUGCCUCCAACCCAGAGCUCCCUACAGACCUGGUGUAAUUUCUCAAGGGCCCAUCCCUUUCCCCAGGCUUCCCUGAGGGAGGUGGAAGUUUGAACCCUUAUGUGGAGUUCAUUGGGCUAGGGUAGUGGUAUGAGGUUUAAAACUAUUUAAGGAUGAGGAGGAGAAAGAGUCUUCAGGAAACUCUUGUUUCACUGGACUCUGCAGUCUGCAGAACUGGGGCAAGGGUAGGAGUUCCAGUAGGGGAAGGAGCAGGUAGACUCUGCAGCUGCCUCAGGUGGGACUCAAGACCUAAACUGAUUCUCUUUUCCUCUCCACUUCUAAGAAGCAAUUUUCUGUUCCUCUCCUCCCACCACUUUUUACUUUCUGCUACCUCCCGUCUCCCGCUUCCCUUCCAUUUCCUUUCUAGAAAACCCUGGUAUUCAACUCAGUCCAAACUGCCUCAGCAGAAAGGUGGCCUUGGACAAAAUUGGUCCAAGAAUUUGAAGUGGCAGUGUUUGCAGAUUGGCUCUGUCCAGCAAGGCUUUAGCUGCUUGUUGCCUCUGCUUUCCCUCCCCUCACACAGAGGUGCCCUGGCUUAUUCAGGGGACUCCUUAGUCCACACUGUGUCACCUGCAUGCCUUAAUCUUUCAUUGCUGGGGUGUGGCCUUGGGAGAUCCUGGGCCAGCCCCUCCACACAUCUCCCUAAGUCAGAGUGGCUGCUGGCCCUGAUAGAUUUGAGUGCUUUUGCCUCACUCGACCUUCAGAGUGGGACUGAAGACAGUGGCCAAGAGACUUGAGUUUGGGACAGUGAGCCAGGGGUUAAGGUUCUUUCCUUUUUUUGAAAGCCAAAGACCCAGUUUGAAUUGUGCUGCUGCAUUCAUGAUUAGAAGCUUUCCAUGCCUAUGUUCUAGGGAAUUUAUUUUUCUAUGUGUGUAUAUUUUUAAACUUUGUUUCCUGGGUACUGGGCAUGUGCCUGUCUGAGCCCCAGGUCUGUCUACACCCCACCAUUCAUUCUGUCUGUCCGUCCCCUGGACACUGCCUAAAAGGGUCUCAAGCCAGUGCCCUAUGGGUUCCUAGGACUAGGGCCCGUUACUGUUCUCUUCUGCUGGGAAAUGCAGCUUUAAAAUGGCUAGCGAGGGCAGAGGGCAGGUGCUUGAUAGUUUAUCUUUUCCUUGCUUUCUUACUUGUUUCUGUUUUGAAUAUGAAAUGGGGUUUUAAAUGGUUAUUAAACUCUUUUUCCAAAUAAAGGUUUACCUUUUUUCCCCCC
Cercocebus atys (sooty mangabey) is the source of this 5386-nucleotide messenger RNA. RefSeq names its product angel homolog 1 (Drosophila) (gene ANGEL1). The transcript has 15 exons. Lineage: Eukaryota; Metazoa; Chordata; Mammalia; Primates; Cercopithecidae. Bases 1126 to 3396 code for a protein of 756 amino acids. The record is from RefSeq and is a predicted model, not a curated record. Gene Ontology annotation, molecular function: 3'-5'-RNA exonuclease activity.